Molecule: messenger RNA, 549 nt
Organism: Paramecium primaurelia
Lineage: Eukaryota; Ciliophora; Oligohymenophorea; Peniculida; Parameciidae
Source: the annotation of a GenBank genome assembly
AUGAAAUGGAAAAUAUAUAUUAUAUCAAUCACUUUGUUAUUAUUGAAUACUUAAUUAGAAGCUUAUCAGCUUUGUUUCAAAAGAUAGGCUAGAAUAAGAUCAAUUCUUAGGGGAAAUUAUUAAAAUGCUUUAAAUUAAAAUAGAGGAGCUUUAAUCUCAUCUAAAUUAUAAAAUGGUUUUGCUGGGGGAAUAUAAGGCAGUAGUUUAAGGGAUAAUAUUUACACUAUUACAGGAGGAUUUGGAUAUACAGCUAGUGCAAUUGGAAAUUCAAUAAUAUUUGAUUUAUAAUAAUAAUAUGAAUUAAAUACUUUAAAAGUAUGGUUGUGGGAUUAAGAUGAUAGAGUCUAUAGAUUAAAAGUUUAUUUAAUAUAAAACGAUGUAGAAACUUAAAUAUUUGAAAGUAAUUUUGUUUAAAAAAUACUAACAAUCAAAUUUCCUGAUUAAUAAGUUUAAAAAUUUAAAAUAUAUAAUGUAAAUGGUAAUACUUAUAAUGUUGGACUUCACAUUAUAAAAAUAGAAGGUUUAUACAAACUUUAAACAAAUAUGUGA